This is a messenger RNA of Capsicum annuum, 1354 nucleotides long. Its product is annotated as leucine-rich repeat protein 1. The coding region runs from base 421 to 1086 and encodes 221 amino acids. The record is from RefSeq and is a predicted model, not a curated record. Lineage: Eukaryota; Viridiplantae; Streptophyta; Magnoliopsida; Solanales; Solanaceae. The transcript is spliced from 6 exons. Gene Ontology annotation, molecular function: protein binding.
ACUGAAAUCGUAUGAUCUCUUAUAAUUUCAAAGCUCAUUCACGCAAUAUAACUUAUAUCUCUCAUGUAAUUUACGAGUUAUAAUACCGAAAACAUAAAAUUCCUUAUAUUUUCAAAGCUCAAUCACACUAAACUGACGUAAUAUAAUUCACAUCUCUCAAGUGAUUUACGAGCUAUUACACCGUAACAAUACCUUUUCCCCCAAAGUUCCAAAUGCAUAAAUACACAACAAAAAGUAAGUGGAGAGAGUAGAAAAAAGAUUCCCUGUAAGGCUUAAACACACGCACCUAGCUUCUGUCAUUCUCCUUUUUACUCCCCACUUUCCUCUUCAUUUCUCCCUUCAAAAAUCCCUAGAAAAAUCUCCGUCAAAAUCCAAGCAAAACCCAACAAUUUUCUUGAAUUUUUUGUUGGUACAGCAACCAUGGCAACUGUGUACAAAAUCCAGGGUGCUUUCUUGAAAUCAUGUGUUUUUUUGGGUGUUGUACUUGUUUUAGCUGUUUCUGUUAAGGGAAAUUCAGAAGGGGAUGCUUUGUAUGCUCUUCGUAGGAGCUUAUCUGACCCGGAUAACGUGCUUCAAAGCUGGGAUCCGAAUCUUGUUAACCCGUGUACUUGGUUUCAUGUUACUUGUAAUGGAGAUAAUCAAGUUACUCGUGUGGAUCUUGGCAACUCCAAAUUAUCUGGUCAUUUGGUACCUGAGCUUGGAAAGCUUGAACAUCUGCAGUAUUUGGAGCUUUACAAGAAUAAUAUUCAGGGAACCAUCCCUAAAGAGCUCGGUAACUUGAAGAGCCUUAUUAGUCUGGAUCUGUACAACAACAACAUUUCGGGGACAAUUCCUAAUUCACUGGGAAAGUUGAAAAAACUUGUUUUCCUGCGUCUGAAUGAUAAUAAGCUAACAGGACCAAUUCCAAGAGAACUUACUAGCGUUUCUAGCCUGAAAGUUGUGGAUGUCUCGAAUAACGAUUUGUGUGGAACAAUCCCCACUUCUGGUCCAUUUGAGCAUAUUCCUCUGAACAACUUUGAGCACAAUCCUCGACUUGAAGGUCCGGAGUUGUUGGGACUUGCUAGCUACGACACCAACUGUUCUUAGAAACUCGCUGAAUAGGUUCAGAAGAACUGCUAUCUCUGUGGAAGCUUACAUAUUCUCCCCUCCCCUGAAUGUUGUUUGUUGUUGUACUUAACAGCGUUUUAACAGCGUGUCCAAGUUGUAACUUCCUAAGCAAAGAUAUGGUGUAUGUAGGCUAUUACUAAGUUAAUGAAUGUGUAAAACAGUCUAUACUGCUACCAACUGUUAUGACUUUGAUGUAUUUCAUAUUUCAAUGUCUAGUGAAAUGGUUCAGUGGGUUUAAAAAGGUCAA